ACCCUGCUUUCACCAGGGAGCAGUCAAGCAAACAAAACACCCAUGUGAAGUCCAGCUUCACGCUGCACCUUGGCCCCUGCUCCCAGCCCCUCCCUGUGACACCGGGAAGGGGAAAGUACAAAGGCACAGCCCAGGGAUCCACGCUGCCUCGCAGGAGAGGAGAUGGCAACUGUGGGGGGGUGGACGGAUGCCUGGGCCCUGCGCCUCGGGCGCCUGCUCCUGCCUCUGCUCUUCCUGGGGACAGCAGGUUCCCAGCUGCAGGUGACCACGGCGCCCUCCUCCACGGCCUGCGUGGGCUUGGGGGCCCUGCUGCAGUGCCGGUUUGAUGUCGGGGGGCCCGUGGCCCUGGACUCCCUGCAGGUAACAUGGUAUUUCUGGGAGGAGAAGGUGGCCUGGUAUGACCAGGGCAGAAGAAAAGCCCUGCGCGGAGCCAACCUGCCAUCGGAGAAGGAGCUGCAGAGCGGAGACGCCUCCCUGUCGCUGGCUGCAGUGACCGUGCCCAAUGAGGGCUUGUACCGGUGUGUUGUGGGGUACAAGGCACAGCAGCACAAGGGGGAGACCACCCUGCACCUGCUCGCUGCCCCCACGAUCUCCAUCCCAAGAAAACCAGCUGUGGCGGAUGCUGAGACCUCCCUCCUGUGCCACGUGGGGCGGUUCUUCCCCAAGGACGUGGAUGUGGCGUGGCUGAGAGACGGGCAGGUCCUGAAGGGCUUCACCCGCUCCAGCCCCCACAGGAACGCGGAUGGGACCUUCAACCUCACCCUGACCUAUACCUUCACCCCCACCCACAACGACGCCGGCAACAUCUUCUCCUGUCACGUCCACCAUGCGGCACUGGAGCAGCCCAUACAGGAGGACGUCACCCUGGACAUCCUAGCAGGGGAUCGGACCGGUGCCGUGGUUGGAGCCGUUCUGGGGAUCCUGCUCGGAGCAGGAGCUGCAGCCGCUGCAGCCAUUUACUUCUGGAGGAAUAGAAAAAAAGGCUGGACAGUCUCCUACAAUGUCCCAGAGGUGGAGGUGCCGGAGCGGUGCCUGCUGGGCCAGGAGGUGACCCUGCGCUGCUCCAUGGAGGGGACGUUCCCCGAGGACGUGGCCGUGACAUGGGAGAGGAUCCACAGCGAGGACAGGACGGUGCCUGAGAGCGCUGGGGACCAGGAGAGCCCCGAGCACCAGCCGCUGUUCCCCGCCCUCCCCCCGGGCUGGAGAGUGACCGAGGAGAGAGCUGGGACCCGCCUCACGUCCUCCCUGACCUUCACCCCCACGCUGCAGGACCACGGGGCGCGGGUCCGGUGCGUCUUCCUCCACAAGGCCAAACGGAUCAGAGAGGAGCGAGUGUCCCCGGAGAUCCGGGUGUGGGCCCGGCCGCAGGUGUCUGAAAUCCAGGUGUUGCCGGAGUGGGACCCUCGCGACAAGGUGCCGUUUGCUGUCCAGCUCCACAACUUCUACCCCAGGGAGGUGCCCCCGAUCCAGUGGGGCUGGGACGGGGCCGAGAACGGGAAGGAAGACCCCGCGCAGAUAGACAAGAACGGGGACGGCACGUUCACCACGACGAGCGUCUGGAGAGUGCCCAGCCGGAGCCUGACCCGGCCGGAGCUGCGAGUGCGAGUGUGCGUCCAGCACGGCCCCGGAGAGCCCCCGAGCGAGAGAGAGCUCAGCCUGAGGGCCGCGGGUCUCCUGCGGCCCCCGGACAUGUCCGAAAUCUCCCUGACCGAGUCCGUGGCCAAGGGGAAGGGAGUCACCCUGAGCUGCCUCAUCGCGGGGCAUUUCCCGGGGGAGCUAAGUGUGACCUGGCUGAAGAGGCGGAAGGAGAAGAAAACUCCUGUGAUCCUGCGGGACUCGGAUAAGUACAGGGUGGAGCCCGGCACGGCCGUCCUGGCACGGGACGGGAAGAGCUUCCAGCAGGAGACCAGACUCAUCCUCUUGUCACCAAAGAAGAAGGAAAAAGAGUACAUCUGCCGCGUGGGACACCUCACCCUGGAGACCCCCAUCGAGAGGAGCACUGACUGCCGUCCGCGCCCUCCGCACCUGGGGGAGGUCUCCCACCCGCAGGCCCUGGUCCCGGGGCAGCCGGAGACCCUGCGGUGCCUCAUCUCGGGGUUUUACCCCGGGCAGCUGGCAGUGACGUGGCUGCGAAAGGGAGCGGGAGAGAAGGCGCCCAGGCCCCUGGAGAGCUCAGACCCCCACAGGAUGCACACCCCCGCCCCCAGCCCCGCGCCGGACGGGAAGUCCUACAGCGUGGAGUCCGAGCUGUGCCUCCCCCCCGCGGGGCCCGAGGACGACGGGGUGGAGUACCUGUGCCGCGUGCAGCACGAGGCCCUGAAGGAGCCCGAGUCCAGGUCCAGCGGGCGGCUGCGGGUCCAGGCCAGAGAGCAUUCUCCAGAGCCUCGAACAGCUGAGGAGGGAGGAGGCAGCUGAAGACAGAGGCAGCGUCACCAGCACCACGUCUCGUGUGCUCACCCAGGCGGUGGCAGAGAUGGUGCUGGUAGCUGGACUGUACUUGCUGGGCUGGGCUGGGGGAUCAACCUGGGGCUGGGGUGCAGGACCCAGGGACUGCAUCAUGCCUUGGUCAUCCUGGGUCUAUGUUGGUAGGGGCUGCUCUUGCUGUCUCCCUUCCACACAUGUGGUCAGGCCUGGUGAGGAGCCCAGGGCUGGGGGUGUCUCUGCCUCUCGGUCCAUAUGGAGCCCAGCCCCGUGUAGCCCUGGGCUGCUGCAAUAAAGAUGACAGUACUGAUGCU
This is a messenger RNA of Alligator mississippiensis (American alligator), 2735 nucleotides long. RefSeq lists its product as uncharacterized. Bases 163 to 2415 code for a protein of 750 amino acids. The record is from RefSeq and is a predicted model, not a curated record. The transcript is spliced from 9 exons. Lineage: Eukaryota; Metazoa; Chordata; Crocodylia; Alligatoridae.